AUGAAGCAGGUCCGCUUCGUCGUGCUUGACCUGGUGGUAGACGAAGACGAGCAAGGUCUGGCUCUAGAAUCAAUGCAAGCCUUCAGGGACAGCACCGUCCGAUGCCUGCGCGAGCUGGCGCACUACAUUGCUGCAACACAUGACAGUACACCCUCGUCAUCAGCCUACUUCCUAUCCCUCAUUGUCGCCACAUCUAGGGAUGAGCCUGCUCAGGCGCUACUCAAGCCACAAAAGUUCAAGCUGGCGGUCUGCCGCCAAGCCAUCGAGGCUUUGGCCAAGUUGAAGCUGAGCGCACGACCCGAUGAUGCCUUGGAGCUGGCUUCCCACUACAUGCAGCAACUCAAGAAGACCCCUAAAGCGCUACGCGCGUUGGAGGUCAAGAUUUCAUACAUCACCCGGGGCUGCCCGGCUGUCUCGCAGCGUUUUGAAGAGGUUCUCAAGGUGCGCGCCUACUUAAACUGGACGAGCUGGACAAUCGAAGACCUACACCACAGCGAGGAAGGCGUUGUCCGCACGAACAACGAGCUCGCCGAACUGUGCGCGCACAGAGGAGUUCGCUAUGCGCAAGAUGUUCAAGUGCUGGGCAACGCCGCGCCGGACCACGGCGACGCUUUGGUUUCCUUCAAGCGAGAAGGACAGUUGCGCUCCCUCAAGCGAUGA
Acanthamoeba castellanii str. Neff is the source of this 660-nucleotide messenger RNA. RefSeq lists its product as uncharacterized. The record is from RefSeq and is a predicted model, not a curated record. The transcript has 6 exons. Lineage: Eukaryota; Discosea; Longamoebia; Acanthamoebidae. The coding region runs from base 1 to 660 and encodes 219 amino acids.